Molecule: messenger RNA, 3920 nt
Organism: Myxocyprinus asiaticus (Chinese sucker)
Lineage: Eukaryota; Metazoa; Chordata; Actinopteri; Cypriniformes; Catostomidae
Product: excitatory amino acid transporter 2-like
Exons: 11
Coding region: 135-2126 (663 amino acids)
Biological process (GO): L-glutamate transmembrane transport
Cellular component (GO): plasma membrane
Molecular function (GO): glutamate:sodium symporter activity; neutral L-amino acid transmembrane transporter activity; L-glutamate transmembrane transporter activity
Source: RefSeq, a predicted model, not a curated record
UGCCUCCUCUCUUUCUCACUCUCUCUGUCUCACUCCAUCUCUCUCUUUCUCACCCUCUGUCCAUUCUUUCCAAAUGUCUCUUUCCUAAUGCCUCAGUCUGGUUGGAUGGGAGACGGCACAACAGCACAGAUAGAAUGACAAAUAAACAUUUGGGAAACCAGACAAGUGGAGCAUUGCAGGGGGAUGAAGGAGUGGAACUCGGAUUAAAAGACACUACACACCAACAAUGUGGCUGGUUUGGACGCAACCUGCUCCUUGCCCUCACUGUGCUAGGUGUAAUAGCAGGCACAGUGCUGGGGAUGUUGCUACGGUAUGUUCCUGAUAUGGGCACAAACAGCCUUACGCUGAUCUCCUUCCCUGGAGACAUCCUGAUGAGAAUGUUGAAGAUGCUCAUCCUGCCCCUCAUCAUCUCCAGCCUCAUUACAGGCCUAGCUGGUCUGGAUGCUCGCUCCAGUGGAAGAAUGGGCUCCAGAGCAAUGGUGUACUACAUGUCCACCACAAUAAUUGCUGCAAUUCUAGGUGUUAUCUUAGUUCUUGGAAUUCACCCUGGAAAUCCAAAACUCAGGUCUGGUCAGGUCAGCUCUACCCCCAAGAACCAGGAAGUCAGCAGUAUGGAUGCCUUUCUAGACCUUAUCCGAAACCUUUUUCCAGAUAACCUGGUCCAGGCCUGUUUUCAACAGGUUCAAACAGUGCUGAAAAAAGAAGCAGUGCCGGUCCAGAACCAAACUGAACCAAUCCUUGUAAAUAGAAAGAAACUGGAAAUGAAGUGGGGAAUGAAUGUUCUAGGUUUGAUUGGGUUCUUCAUCACAUUUGGAAUCUGCAUGGGGAAAAUGGGGGAGAGGGGGAAACUCAUGUCUGAUUUUUUCAACAUCCUUAAUGAGAUCAUCAUGAAGAUGGUGUCCAUGAUCAUGUGGUACUCUCCAGUAGGCAUUGCAUCUCUCAUCUGUGGGAAGAUUGCAGCCAUUGGUGACCUGGAAGUGAUGGCGAGGCAGCUGGGCAUGUAUAUGGUCACAGUCAUAGUCGGACUCAUCAUUCAUGGCGGGAUUAUCCUACCCAUCAUAUUCUUUGCAGUGACCCGGAAAAACCCCUUUACAUUUUAUUCUGGAAUUUUCCAGGCUUGGAUCACAGCUCUGGGAACAGCCAGCAGUGCUGGGACAUUACCUGUGACGUUUCGUUGUCUGGAGGAGAAUCUAAAGAUUGAUAAGCGUGUGACGCGCUUUGUGCUACCCAUAGGGGCCACUAUAAAUAUGGAUGGCACUGCACUCUAUGAGGCUGUGGCAGCCAUUUUCAUCGCCCAGAUGAACGACAUUUACCUGGAUGGAGGACAAAUUGUCACUGUUAGUAUGACAGCAACCUUGGCCAGUGUGGGAGCAGCCAGUAUUCCCAGUGCAGGUCUGGUCACCAUGUUGCUAAUCCUGACUGCUGUGGGCCUUCCAACUCAAGACAUCAGCCUGCUUGUUGCUGUUGAUUGGCUUCUUGACAGAAUGCGCACUUCCAUUAAUGUGGUGGGCGACUCCUUCGGGGCGGGCAUUGUGGACCACUUAUCACGGGCAGAGCUAGCUGUGAUUGAUGGGGAAAUUCCCCUACCAGACGAGGAGUUCAUGCCCCCUCCACCUCUCCUUACUGACAAUGACUUUAUAGACCCUCUCAAACCGCCCGAACUGCCCCCUCGCUCCCCACGUCCUCCCAAACUCAACCAUCACGCUCCAUCUCUAACCCCCUUGCAGUCUCAGUCGUACUCCAUCCCGCACUCGCCCCGUUCCGUCCGCUCUCCGUCACCUCACUCAGUCCGUUCCCCCUCCCCUCGUUCUGUGUGCUCUCACUCCCCAAGGCCUUUCCGAACACACUCCCCUCGUCUUUUAUGCAGGACGGAGCCUGGAUACUGUGCCCUGCCAACUCACGACAACCAGAUUUCCACACUCCCGAGAGGCUUACGAGAGAGAGACAAAGAACGGGAAAGAGGCAGAGAAAGGGAGAGACUGCGUGAACGAGAACAUGAUAAAGGUAGUGAGACAGAGGAGGAUGAAGAGAGAGAAAGAAUGGUGGAUGAGGGGAGCGAUGGAGAGGAUAGCGAUGACACAGCGUAUGACAGACGCCACACCAUCCCACCUUGUGAUCUGCCCUAAACAAGAACUGACGAAGCUUUAUCGCAUUUUCAUAAUACUCCUUCCGAAUUUCAGUAUUCACCUUUCUGAAUGAAAGACUUCUUUCCAGCUAGCUGAUUUGCUUUCAUUUAUAGUCGUAUGAUUUGCUUUCACAGGAUUUGAGUAAAAAAAGUAGCUUUGAUCGUUUAUUGCACUUUUCUCUCAUAUAAUUUAUGUGGGUUACUGGGCUACAAGUUGUAACACUGGAUUCUACCAGACUCAAGACUGUAAAACUGAAACGUAUUUAUUCGCUUAAUAAAAGCAAUAGCCUUGACUCAUUUUAGCUUAGUUUACUUAGUUUGUGUAAAUGUUCACUGCCAGUGCAACAUAAACAAAGAAAUUACAAGAGGCAGUUCAAGUGAGUCAAGGCAACUGGUUUCUAUAAACAACUUAAAGUUUCAAAUCUCAUGUUGUAUCAUUCUUUGGAUUGGGUUUUCCAUGUUGGGUUUUUCUGUUGAUGAGGACGUCACAAGCUAUUGUGAGUAACAUGAGGAAGUUACUUCUCUUAACCUACAUGUUCUUUCCAGUUUGCAUAUCUUAAAAAUGCGAGUCAUAUACAGUACUGUGCAAAAGUUUUAGGCACUUGUGAAAAACUAACAAAGUAAGGAUUUCUUAAAAAAAAAAAAAAAUGACAUAAAUAGUUUUCAUUAAUCAAUUAAUGUCAUACAAAGUCCAGUAAACAGAAAAAGAGCUAAAUUAAUAUUUGGUGUGAACACCUUUGCCUUCAAAACAGCACCAAUUCUCCUACUUACACCUGGACACAGUUUUUCUUGGUUGUUGGUAGACAGGAUGUACCAGACAUCUUGGUCUCAAUUACGUCUUUUCAUGUAAUCCCAGAUUGACCCGAUGUCCAGUGGGGGGCUCUGUGAGGGCCAUGCCAUCUGUUGCAGUGCUCCCUGUUCUUCUAUUCUAUUCUAUUCUAUUUGCAAAAGGAAUAUUUGGGAGUAUAAAAUGUAUAUUUCCUGCUGACACACUAAAGUAGCAGAUAUAAAUAACCAUCUUAAGACAAAUGUUUUUGUGAAACAUAUUAUUUGCCUACAUAUUAUUAUAUAAGACUUUUCCACAGUACUGUAUAUGAAAUUACCUGUAAGUACAGAUUUAUCAAUAGACUGUUUAGAUUAGUGGGUGUGAUGUUUAGACAGGCUUAUCACUUUAAUGUUACCAUGCCAAGUGCACAGACCGUACAUAGUAAAUUAUUUUUAUACAGUCUGUCUUCUCACAAGUUGUCCAUUUUCAUGGCAUGUGGUAGUGUAAAAAACUUUUGCUUACACAGCAAAAAACUUUUGACCGGUAGUGUGUAUAUAUAUGUAUAUACACUACCGGUCAAAAGUUUUGAAACACUUGACUGAAAUGUUUCUCAUGAUCUUAAAAAUCUUUUGAUCUGAAGGCGUUUGCUUAAAUGUUUGAAAUUUGUUUUGUAGACAAAAAUAUAAUUGUGCCACCAUAUUAAUUUAUUUCAUUAUAAAACUAAAAUUUUAUUUAAAAAAAAAAAAGUUUUUGAAAUGAUGACUUGGACCAAAUAAUAAAGAAAGCAGCCAAUAAGUGCCCAACAUAGAUGGGAACUCCUUCAAUACUGUUUAAAAAGCAUCCCAGGGUGAUACCUCAAGAAGUUGGUUGAGAAAAUGUCAAGAGUACAUGUCUGCAAAUUCUGGGCAAAGGAUUUGAUUUAUUUUGGAUUUUGUUUAGUCACAACAUAAUUCCCAUAGUUUCAUUUAUGUUAUUCCAUACUUAUGAUGACUUUACUAUUAUUCUAAAAUGUGAAACAAAAAUAUUAUA